AUGGACAUAAAAAACCCAACGUCCGCUGCCGCCGCCACAGAUACCCCAGAUACCGACGGUGAAACCCCACUUCAUUCCCAACUGAUCAAGCCAUUUUCGUCCUUUCCUAAUGGAAAGAAGCACCACCACCAACCACCGCCUACGGUGGUGGCUUACAAAGAAUGUCUUAAGAACCAUGCUGCCACCAUUGGCAGCCACGCCUUAGACGGUUGCGGUGAGUUUAUGCCGGCGCCAACUCUGAACCCACAAGAGCCCACCUCUCUAAAAUGCGCUGCAUGUGGCUGCCACCGCAAUUUCCACCGCCGUGAGCGCAUCAAUGAGGUGUACGCCACCGCUGACAACAAAACUCACUUCAUUGAGUUCCACCACCCUUCUUCUCCACCUCAACCAACAAAUUACGCUUUCGCACCCCACGUACUGCUGUCACUCGGCACAGCUGACCAAACCCACGCGGUGGUAACGCCGGGGACACCGGCAGCUAUCAGGAUUGAAAACCCAAAUGGGAGAAAGAGAUUCCGGACGAAAUUCAGCCAAGAUCAGAAAGAAAAGAUGUCUCUUUUUGCAGAGAAAGUGGGGUGGAAGAUGCAGCGAUGUGAUGAUAAAAUGGUAGCGGAUUUCUGCAAUGAGAUUGGAAUCAGAAGAGGAAUUUUCAAAGUCUGGAUGCAUAAUAACAAAAACACAAUUGGAAGAAAGGACAAAGAGACAACCUCUAUGACGACCACCGCCCCUCCCAUCACCACUCUUGCAUCCACCGCCGGUGUCAUUAAUGUCUAUAAUAAUGGUAGGUUAGUAGUUACUAGUGAGUCUCAUGAUCAUGAGGAGGAUAUUAAUGUUGAUGGACGUGAUAACAGUAAUAGUAGUGAUCAAGAAAAUGAUGAUGGCGGUGGUGGUGCCGGCAGUUGCGGCGGUGCUGUUCAUCUCCAAGCUUCUACAAAUGGGUCUUCUUCUACAUGUUGA
Lactuca virosa is the source of this 957-nucleotide messenger RNA. The record is from the annotation of a GenBank genome assembly. NCBI's taxonomy places the organism in Eukaryota, Viridiplantae, Streptophyta, Magnoliopsida, Asterales, Asteraceae.